This is a messenger RNA of Chlamydomonas reinhardtii, 1516 nucleotides long. RefSeq lists its product as uncharacterized. Gene Ontology annotation, molecular function: RNA 7-methylguanosine cap binding; hydrolase activity. The record is from RefSeq and is a predicted model, not a curated record. Gene Ontology annotation, cellular component: nucleus; P-body. The coding region runs from base 143 to 1126 and encodes 327 amino acids. The transcript has 9 exons. Gene Ontology annotation, biological process: deadenylation-dependent decapping of nuclear-transcribed mRNA. NCBI's taxonomy places the organism in Eukaryota, Viridiplantae, Chlorophyta, Chlorophyceae, Chlamydomonadales, Chlamydomonadaceae.
AAAAUCAGACUUCAAGGACGAUCGGCCUUUAAACACUGCGAAGUCGGUUUUGUCUCGGUUCAGCGACCCAGCCUUUGCCGUUUACGGCUAUGCCACCGGCCUCUCUGACAAGAGCUACCUAAGGCGAAACGGUUAACAGCAAAUGGAUGUCUCAGCUGCAGACGCGGGGUCUGUUCCCUCGCCAUGCUCCGACGUGUCGGUCUUGGUUGCACACGGCCAGCUCACCAGCCUGAAAGACUUCGUGGUGGUGGAGGUGCUGAGUCAAGACCCGCUCAACAAAUCCAUAGCGCUGCUGGGCAGGUUUGCAGGCCGCCCAGAUGACGCCGUGCUGCUGCUGGCACGAAAGCCCUUUGACGCCGGCGACCUGCCGGGUCUAGCAGGGCCGGGUCUGGAGCUGCAGCUGGACUUUGUGAAUGACAUCUACAGCAAGUAUGUGGGCCAGCCUCUUCCGCAUCACAGCCGCAUCACAGUGGACCUCAUCUAUCCCGCCACUGCCAAGCACGUGCAGAAGCACCGGGAGCAGAAGCGGAUCAUGGUGACCGAGACGCCGGAGCUGUACGAGCAAGUUGUGCUGCCGUACAUCCGCGCCAUCCCCCCCGCCCGCCUGCAGUGGGUCUACAACAUUCUGGAGAAGAAGAAAGAGGUGGAGCGACUGAUCUUUGAGGACCCGGACCCGGUGAAUGGCUUCAUGCUGCAUCCCGACCUCAAAUGGGACCAGACCAGCUCGGACCAGCUGUACUGUCUGGCUCUGGUGGCGCGGCGCGACCUGGCCUGCCUGCGGGACCUCACGCAGGAGCACCUGCCGCUGCUGGAGAACCUGAGGGACAAGGGGUGCCAGGCCAUCCAGCGGCGCUACGGCGUGGCGCCCAGCUGCCUGCGCGUGUUCCUGCACUACCAGCCCUCCUACUACCACCUGCACGUGCACUUUGUACACGUGGCGCUGGCCAGCCCGGGCGCGGCGGCGGGCAAGGCGGUCUUGCUAGACGACGUCAUUGACUGCAUCAAGACAUGCGGCAGUGAUGUGUGGCGGCGCCGCACACUGACCUACCAGCUGGGUGAGGCGGACGAGCUGUGGCGGCUGCUGGGCGGCGGGGCGCAGCAGGAGCAGCAGCAGGCGGAGCAGUAGCAGCAGCAGCAGCAGCAGUGGCAGUAGCAGGAGCAGGAGUAGCAAGAGCAGGAGCGGAUGCAGUGAGGGAGGGUGCGGUGCUUGAAGUGGGCGUGCAGGUGUUUUGAAGUGUCGUGUGAUGGUGAGGAAUUGGGGAGGGGACCGGCUUACACAAACACGGCGCGUCUUCGCCACGCGUCUAAAACUCUGGGCCCCACAAUGCUACAUGACGUCCUUCCGACGUACGCCGGGAUCGUUAGCUUGCACUCCGGGGAAGUUGUCUCAGCCCGCGACCCAUGGAAAGCAGACGGGAUAGCUGCAUAGGCAGGACUGUGUUCGACGCGACGGCGUGGAGAGACGUUACCGCUGUCAGCUGCUGUUACCGCUCUUUUGCUGUAACGUACGCCUGCC